Molecule: messenger RNA, 921 nt
Organism: Suillus plorans
Lineage: Eukaryota; Fungi; Basidiomycota; Agaricomycetes; Boletales; Suillaceae
Exons: 3
Coding region: 1-921 (306 amino acids)
Source: RefSeq, a predicted model, not a curated record
AUGACCUCCAACUCCACAAUUGCGCCCUCCGGAUCUGCACGGGUACGGGUAACCCGCGCGGGUCACAGGUACGGGUACUACUGGGGUACGGGUACGGGUCGGGAUUCUAAGACCCGCGCUCUUACCCGUACCCCAGCUAUACCCGUGCCUUCCAUAAACGCCAUACUUCCCGUGUGCACGCUACAACCGGCACCACCACCAAGCACUCAGACUUCCUGCCGGCAACGCAUCAGCUCUCGACUUACCGCAUCCCAGACGACACGACUGGCCCACCCUGCAAGCUGCCGGCCAGACACAGAACUCGCACCCGCCACCACAUCGCUACCAACACCUUCACAUUCGGCGGUACUCGCCGUAUCCCCCACGCCACGUUCGACAACACCCACUACGUCGCUGUGCAGCACGCUGACGGAUGCCACCAGCAAGCACCAUCCAGCACCUACGCGACACGCUGACUCGCCAGCAUCGAGCGUACACGCUCAGACCACGCCAGCAAAUGCUGGCGUGGCUCAAAUGCACACGGAAGACACCAGGACGAAGAGAGAAGGAAAAGAUGAGGAACGAGAGGAGGAAGGAAUGAUCUUGUCAGUAAGUCGCCGUCCUGACUCUGCCCCCAUUUUCUGCAAUGAGGACGCGACGCCCGACACGUCACACUCUCGCGCCACCACACCACCAUCUCCCAUUUCGACAUGCUCACCUUCGACUUCGAUCGUAUGCGACACCACCUGCCACGACAUCAGCGUCUAUUUCGACGCGUCCGUCAUUCGUGCCGUGCCUCCACUCCUCCUUCUUGUGCCAUCCACAUAUGUUCGAGUCACAUCAGCAUUUGCUGACGUGUGCUGGACAUAUGUGCUAAGCACUGGCGGUGAUACCUAUUGCGAUACAGGCUAUAAGACUUAUAGUUGGCGUUAUAGUUUUUGA